This is a messenger RNA of Diprion similis, 1181 nucleotides long. RefSeq names its product phospholipase A1-like. Lineage: Eukaryota; Metazoa; Arthropoda; Insecta; Hymenoptera; Diprionidae. Gene Ontology annotation, molecular function: lipase activity. The record is from RefSeq and is a predicted model, not a curated record. The coding region runs from base 53 to 1063 and encodes 336 amino acids. The transcript is spliced from 8 exons.
UCAUUAACCGUUUUGGAAAUCUCCGCAUUUAUCCAAGUUCCUCGACGCAGCGAUGUUUCGAUUUGUGGCUCUACUCUCUUUGUGGCUGCCAAUUGCCAUGGCAGGAAACGAAACGUACGAGCCGUGCGAAUCGUGCACUUGGCAAGCUUCGACAUCAAAAUUGGCAGCCAUCAAAUUACGUCUGUAUACAGGCGACACUGUCGACCAAUAUACGGAGGUGGUGGUCGGCGAAGCUGUGAGCCUCAUGGAUCAGAUGAACCUCAACCUGUCGACUGUCGUUUAUACUCACGGUUUGUUCGGGACACCGAAUUGGAAGAGCGGCGAGGCUAUCGCACAAGCAUACAUCAACCGAGGGGGCUACAACGUCCUGGCGCUCGACUGGGCGAGUAUAUCUGACACCGAGUGGAUCUACGCCGCUCGAAGCGUUCCUGGUGUCGGCUACACCCUGGCGACGGUCCUGAACGAGUGGGUGGCAGCCGGUAUGGAGAUUUCCUCCCUUCAUAUAGUGGGCCAUUCGAUGGGAGCCCAAGUGUCCGGGUACGCCGGGCGAUACGCGAACUUCUCGCUACCCAAAAUAGUAGGUCUGGACCCGGCUUCAUUCAUGUUCUACACCGACUUAGAGCAUGUGAAGUCUGGCGACGCUGAUUUCGUCCAAAUCAUUCACACGGAUGCAGGCGUCAUUGGAAUCAGCCUGCAAACAGGUGAUGUCGACUUUUAUCCCAACGGUGGUACAGAAUUGCAGCCGGGCUGUCUGUUGAUACCAGAGGUCUGCAGCCAUCUCAGAGCUUGUUUCUAUUACGCUGAAAGCGUACGAAAUGAGACUGCAUUCAUUGGCCGUGCGUGCGACUCGAAUUCGGCUUUCAAAGAAGGCUCAUGCGAUUCGAAUGACGUCGUAGUGAUGGGCUACGCUACGCCGACUACCGCGACUGGCGCCUAUUAUCUCGAGACCAACAGCGAUACGCCUUACGGCCGAGGGGAGGAGGGCGCCACUUACGCGCAUGCAACCAAUAUAGUUAGUGCAACCGCUGAAUCUCUGUGGAAGGAAAUCAAGUCAAUAUUUUAAUUGGAAAACUGAUUGAGAUUUCACAAUCGGCAAUAUACGCAGAGAGAGAGGCUAAGAUUUGUACCGUAGCGUUGUUUUACCAGUGUUUUGAAAACUAAAUAAAUAUUUAAUCAUCAAG